CAAAUCACCAGCUCCUCAUUCAGGAAAAGAGCUCAUUCAUUAAACAGCCUUUGUGGAAGAGCAUCCUCAAUGAAGCUCUAUUUUAGUAUAGGUUCUCAUUCAUCAUCGAAUAUGGAGGAUUUCAUUUCAUCAAAACAAGUUGACUUGAGUGUCUCUCCUGGAAAACAGCCGCCGGUGCUGAGAUAGCUGAGAGCUUGUUCUCCUCUCCCGGCGUGGAGGUGGAUAUGAUCAACACCAUGGAGUGCGCAGUGGACGCGCAGAGCCUCAUCUCCAUCUCUUUGAUGAAGAUCCACAACUCCAGGACGCAGCGAGGAGGCAUCAAGCUGCACAAGAACCUGCUGGUCUCCUACGUGCUGAGGAACGCCAGGCAGGUCUACAUCAAGCAGAAGUACGCCGAGAUCUACCGGAUGCAGCAGUACGAGGAGGUGAUGACCGUCUGCAACGAGAUCCAGGAGCUGAACCCGCUGGAUCUGGACGCGGAAGAGGCGGACAGCGAGGAGCACGCGGGCGGAGGAGGCGACUCUCUUCGGCUCUGCGUGCCAGAGAAGCGGGCGGACAGCGAGCUCCCUCCCGGACUGCUCUUCUCUGGAGGACGGCUUAAGGACCAGGAAGCGUCCUACUACCGGAGCUGCUGCAUGGAGCCUCCUGUCCUGCCACAGUGUGACCAGUAUCCCGCCGCCACCGCCAGCAGCAACACGCACUGCAACCAGACCACGGUGCUGGACUUGGACACGCAUGUGGUGACCACGGUGGAGAACGGCUACCUCCACCAGGACUGCGGCUGCGACGCGCUCCAGUGCGGCCAGGGCGCGCAGUCGCCGGCCAAGAAGCGGAAGGUUGACUUCGGCUGCUGCGUGUGCGACGUGGAGGAGCUUUCGGACUGUUCUCUGACUCGCAAACGGGCGAAGCGAGAGGAGUGUUCCUACUCGUGCCCGGACUACACGGACACUUCCAACAUCUCCAACCUCAUCUCCAUCUUCGGCUCGGGGUUUUCGGGGCUGCUGAGCCGACAGGCGGACCUGGAGCAGAUCUGUAGCAAACAGGCGCUGGCCAGUCUGGGAGCGUGGACCCGGGCCAUAGUGGCUUUUUGACAAAAAACACUUUAUUAACAGGGAGACUGGGGUCCUGUUUGAAAACUCGUUGCUUCAAAAGAUUAAUGCAGACAAGUCUCGGUUUGAAUUUUUGGCAGCAAUGUGAUUGUUCCAUCCUGGUUCCAGUUGUAAUUUGGGUCACCAAACUUUUUCCUGUGUAAUCCCACAUUCCAGCUGUAAAACUUCAAAAAAAUCGAACAAGUUAAAUAUACAUUUAAUUUCAUAAACAGUAAGUCUCGAUCGGAGCUAGUGCCAAAUCUGACAUGGCAUUUGUAGGUGAACAUUCAUGAAUGCAGUGGAAAAAAAAUUGACCAAAUUCAGAAGAUAUUUACUCAUUUUAAAGGCAGUGCUUAAAAAGUUAUCAAUUCCGUGUGAAUCUACUCAAUGAAUGUAAUUACUCUGUAACGUGUUGCUUCAUUGCUGGAACGAUUCGUUUAAAGACUGACAGUUUUCAGACUCCACCUGAUGACAUCACAAGUCCUUUCAGAGACGAGGCGUUUCAAACUGACCCCAGUCUCCCUCCACAAGCUCUAAAUGAAAUGUAUUUUUGCAAGAAGAGAAUCUAUUUAAGAAACGUGUGAGGGAUGCGAUAAUGAGAGUUAGUGCCAUAUGUGAUAUGUGCAGGUUUUUGGGAGAUCCACGUCUACAGAGUCCAUUUGACUUCCGUUGCCUUAAAACAAAUGCACACUACUGCUAGCUAUCGUCAGACUGAAUGUCUCUGCUGUUCUGUCCCGGGUCGAUAUUGGGCCUUGCACAUACCGAGCAGUUCAUAGUCACAUGUUCAGGACUCUGAAGAACUUCUGAGGUGGUCCAACUCUUUGAUGGAGAUCAUCACGGCGCCUCGGUUUGGGUUCCAUCUAUUCAAUCAUCCGUGUUGCUCAGAGUCGCCAUCGUAAUUCAUGAUUCCAACAACGUCUUGGUUUUGUGAGUUUGACUUUGUUUUUGCAAAAGAAUGAUCCUUUUGUUUUAAAAAGGCCAACUCAUGAUUUAGCCAUAACCGGAGAGAACCAUGCAUUAGCUUUAUGAGCACUAUGUGUACCAAAAUAAAGAGAGUAUUCAGCCAU
Synchiropus splendidus (mandarinfish) is the source of this 2155-nucleotide messenger RNA. RefSeq names its product immediate early response 5-like (gene ier5l). Lineage: Eukaryota; Metazoa; Chordata; Actinopteri; Syngnathiformes; Callionymidae. The record is from RefSeq and is a predicted model, not a curated record.